Mytilus trossulus (common blue mussel) is the source of this 9201-nucleotide messenger RNA. Its product is annotated as probable helicase with zinc finger domain. The record is from RefSeq and is a predicted model, not a curated record. Lineage: Eukaryota; Metazoa; Mollusca; Bivalvia; Mytilida; Mytilidae. Bases 106 to 4971 code for a protein of 1621 amino acids. Gene Ontology annotation, biological process: regulatory ncRNA-mediated post-transcriptional gene silencing. The transcript has 23 exons. Gene Ontology annotation, cellular component: cytosol; P granule. Gene Ontology annotation, molecular function: protein binding; metal ion binding; helicase activity.
CUUUUUCCCGCGAGAUUUCCCAUUUGCACCGAUAAUGACAUGGCGCAGGAAGUUGAAACUGAUGAAAGAAAACUACUAUGAAGACGGUUGAGAGUAUGUAUAGUAAUGACUGACUGUACCACAGAUGAUGCCAAUAUUCGGCAGGUCAAGGGGGUCUUGGCAGUCAUCAGUACCUACAUUAAACAGAAAAAAUACACCCUUGCAUUAGCAGAAUGUGAAUCUGCAAUUCAAACAUUUGGAGAACAUGAGAAGUUAAAAGAGAGGAAGAUAAAGAUUUUGUGCCACCAGGGGGACUUUGAUCAUGCAUAUACUAUAGCUAAACAAUGGUUCGAGGAUCAACCACAGAGUGCUCUAGCAGCUAAAGAAGUUAAAAGAUUACAAGUUGUUAUACAGGCCUUACAAGAUGAGGAUUCAGAUGAAGACGAAGAAGAUCUGGAAGAACAAGCAGCUGGCCCAUCAGAAGAUACAACUUCUUCAGUAAAUAAUGAAGAAAGAAGGAGUGUAUCUCCUGAAAAAGUGCCUAGCUAUAAUGAUGUCAGACCAACAGAGUUACCUUGUUGGUGUGACUUCUGUGACAUGAAAUUUACCUCAGAAACAGAACUAGAAACUCACUGUAGAAGUGACUUACAUAAGAAAAAGAUAACAUCAGAUGAAGAUGGGAGGUGGAGAUAUCGCUAUCCUCCUAGAGGUCUUUCCAGUGAGGAAUACACAUUAUGUAGAAAUAUUAUGGAAUCCACCAAAUGCCAUCUUGGUGAGAAAUGUACUCAGGCCCAUUCCAAUGAAGAACUUGAGGAAUGGAAAGAAAGAUUCAAGUACAAGAAAGAACAGAUGAAGCUUGCUAGAGAAAAACAUCUACAUGGUACUACAUAUGCUGAACAACUGAUGGAAAAGCUGGUUAAUAUGGAUAAUCCAAAGUCACUGAUGGUACAAAAUGUUGAAUAUGCAAAAAUCCAUUUGAACUCUGACCUGAAAGUCAGUAUGACAUCUAAGAAAUGCACCAAUGCUUGGACCUUUACACUAACUAGCAAGAUACCCCUACACAGAGUAACAUUGUUAGAUGACACAAACAGAAUUUACUUUUACAUUGCCAGUGUAUCUGUGGGACCAAAGAAAACCCAGAAAUAUCAAAAUAUAGAAAAUAACUGUCAGGAAUGGGUUAGUCCUGAUUAUAAUAAAUCUGCAGCGGAACAUGUUUAUAGAAUAAAGGUAAUAUUCAAGACAGACAUAUAUGGUACAUUUCGACAGACAUUGGUGUUUGACUUUGGUAUGGAGCCUUUAUUAAGUAGAGAAAUGCAGAUAGAAUCAGCUCCCAUCACUGAUACAGAAAAGUUGUCAAAAGAUCUACAAAUGACUGACCAAGGCAGAUGGACAAAUGAAAAUAUACAACUUACUGAAUAUGAAAAUAAAACUAAUGAUUAUUCGUUAGAUGAGAAGAAAUUGUUGACUAAAUAUAGUUUACCAGAAAGUGAUAAAUUUAGAAUAGCUGAACACUUGAUGCACCCAGCUUCAAAGGAAACUUACAGAAUCUGGAUGCAUGAAAUGUUAUAUUUAGAAGAAUGGGCUCAACUCGAAAAUAUUGCAAGGUACAAUGUCAAGACUGAGCUUCAGGUAGUAGAUAAAUUCAUGCUAGUGCCUGGUUCACUGAUAGGUGGGGCUAAAUAUGCCCAUGAGGGCCAAAUGUUUGCACGUGUGCAACUAAAAGAGAAUUUAUCUGAAGAUUCUGUUGGUGGAAGAUUGAUAAUGAACUCUCAAGUUGCUUGGUUAUCUGAAGUUACUGCUACACCAGUGCCAACAGGGGAACUUAGAAAAGUAUUUGAAGUUAUUGUUGAAGAUAAAGGAAAAGAUUUUAUAUUUUUACGAUUAUCAAAGAAAUGUGUAUCUGAUUUAGGAUUGAGUAACGAUGACAAUAUUGAAGUAGAGAUCCAGUUUCAGUUAAAUAGGUUAUCUAAGUGUGAGAUGCAUGCAGCAAUAGAUGGUAUAUCUACCUUAGAUUUAGUGUUUCCUCCUCCAGAUAAAAUACCCACAACCUUCUGGGCAAGUACAGAAAAAGAAUUCUGUGAUUUAGUGAGUUCAAAGUUGAAUAGUAAACAGAAAGAGGUGGUGUGUGGGAUAACUGCUGGUCGGGAUCUCAGCUUACCUCCCUUGUUAUUGCUUGGCCCAUAUGGGACUGGAAAGACUUAUACUCUGGCGCAGGCUGCCGUCCAAUCCUUAGAAGAUGAUAAUUCUAGAAUAUUAAUUUGUACUCAUUCAAAUAGUGCUGCUGAUCUAUAUAUAAAGGAGUUCAUUCACCCACUUGUAAAAGAAGGAAAUUUAAAGGCAGUUCCAUUACGUAUAUAUUAUCGUCAUCGUUGGAAACAGACAGUUCCAGAUGUAGUGCUACAGUAUUGUCCCCUAGAUAUGUCAGGGAAAUCUAACUUCCGAAUGCCUACCAAGGAAGAUGUAGAGAAGCAUCGAAUCAUCAUCACAACACUUAGUACAGCUAGAUACCUAUGUGACCUUAACCUUGAUAGAGAUGCAUUUUCACACAUCAUAGUGGAUGAAGCAGCCCAAGCAUUGGAAGCUGAAUGUUUGAUUCCAUUAUCCCUCGCUGGACCUCAUACCAAGAUUAUAUUGUCAGGAGAUCAUAUGCAGAUGAGUCCCGAGAUCUAUUCAGACUUUGGUAAACAACAGGGUUUUGAUAGAUCCCUAUUAGAACGUUUGUAUGACUUGUAUCCAGAUAAGUGUCCUUGUAGUAUGAUGUUAUGUGAGAAUUAUAGAUCACACAGGGAGAUCAUAGAUUUUACCUCUGAUCUUUUCUACGAUCAUCUGUUAGUAGCCAGUGGAAACCAGCCACCUCAUCCCAAAUACCAUCCACUUACAUUCUUUACUGUACGAGGAGAAGAUUUACAACAUCAAAAUUCUACAGGAUUCUACAAUGUCUCAGAGAUAUAUGAAGUAAUAGACAGAGUGACAGAUUUAAAGAAUAAUUGGCCAGAAGAGUUUGGUGAUAUUAAUGAUGGAGGAAUAGGUGUUUUAUGUCAUUAUGCUGACCAGGUGUAUAGAAUACGUUCAGAAUUGAGAAAAAGAAAAUUAUUUAAUGUCAGUGUGGAAAGAAUUUAUAAUGUGCAAGGUAAACAGUUUCGAGUUGUAAUAUUGAGUACUGUGCGGACUCGACAUACAUGUGAGACCCAGCAGGAGGACUAUAUGGACUAUGGUUUCUUGUCAAAUGUAAAGUUACUGAAUACUGCCCUGACUAGAGCUCAGUCACUAGUUAUUGUAGUUGGAGAUCCUCUGUCUCUUUGUCUAGUGGGAAAAUGCAGAAAAGUAUGGGAGUGUUAUUUAGAAGAAUGCAAAGAAAAUGGCAGCUUUUAUGGAAUGCCAUGGGAUGCCUUUAAAGCUCAAAUAGAAGCAGCAGAGAGAAGAAAGACCUAUGUGUUGAACCCUCUAGCUCCAGAGUUUGUACCUAACAGAUUAUAUCAUCCACAGCAUGGAGAGAAUACCAACAUACCUCCACACUUUGCAGCACAGGUCAACCAACAACCAUGGUAUUUAAUGGGACAAAGAAUGAUGUAUCCAGGCAUGCACCUACCAACUCAGCCACUACAGCAAUACAUGCCUUUACAGUAUCACCCAGGGUACUACCAGCCUUUAAUGUACAGACCCUAUUUACCACAAUAUGUUGGGGGUGGUAGAAUGCCUCAAGCUAAACUUCAUCCAAGAGGAGUAAAUCCUAGGUUACCAGUCCCAGUCCGAGCAGCAAAGAUAACUGACAAGGAUAAGACUGGGAGAGAAUCACCAGUAGGUGGCAAAAAAUCUGGUCAACGUAGAACCAUGAUGUAUGUGCCGAGAGGUCCUCUACCUUAUUACCCUGCUGUACACCCACAUUAUAAUCCAUACACCCCUGGGUUACCUUAUUACAUGGUUCAAGAAGAUCCUCGAAUGGCUGCCAUGCUUCGUCAUCCUUAUUCAAUCUAUCCACAGCAUCCGUAUCAUCCUGCUGGGAAUUUUAUUCCGUUUCAAAACUCUCCUCCAUCUCACGGCAGUGAUGAUGGUAGCAGACAUUCGGAUGAUGGUCGUGACUCAAGGUCAUUAUCACCAGCAACACAAGGACAAAAUGUAACACCAGGUACAUCUCCAAGCUCAACUAUAGCAGGUCAGCCUAUUCAUUUUCUGCCCAAUGUUAAACAUGUACCAGUUCAUUUGUUUGGUCAAAGAUCAAGAACUCCUACAGGAAAUUCAAGAUCGAGUACCCCGAGAGAUACAGAUUCUCCAUUGGACAUUUCAUCUGAAGUCAAAGCAGAGGCUCAGGGUGAAAUGGAUUACAUGGCAAUGUCUUUAGAUACACAUGAAAGAAGGUCUUCAGCUCAAAGUCCAUUAGGGAGAGUCAUUGCAUCAGCUCAGCGCAGACAAGAGGCAUCAUCUACUGUUACAACAUCUUAUGAGAGUAGAUCAGAAACUCAUACACCAACACGAUACUCUGAGGAGAGAACGCUAGCACAACAUAAAUCUGCACUGAAAAUAUCAACAGGAUUCAGUCGACAGUUUAGUGAGGAUAUGAAAACACCAACAGAAAUAAAGAACUUAGUUCAAAUGAUAGAUGACGAAUCUGCCGCAGACGAACGUUCAUUAAAGUCAACAAAUCCGAUUCCAAUACCGAAGUCUGCACGAACCAAUGAAAACUCCACAGGUUCAGCUCCAAGCCGAUUAUUUCUCAAGAUACCAACACAAAGAGAAAUAGCCGAAUCUACUGAAUCACUGUCAACAAGUUCUUCAGAAAGUAGCGAUGGAAGACAAACUUAUGCAAGAGUUGUACGCAAACGUUUACCCUCAGGAAGUGGUGAUAUAGAUAAUAUAGAGCCUCAGACACCACACACACCCGCUGGUUUUACAACUCCCGGAGCUGAAGUGGAUACAGAUCCUCUGGGGAUUCUUAGGAAUCUUACCAUCAACUCGUCCGCUGAAAAUCAGAGAACAUAUAAGUACUUCUCAUAGAGAAUUGGUCGUCAACAAAAAUGUUAUUAUUUACAUUGUUGUAUGUUGAGUUUUGUUAUGAACUUGUUUUUAUUUGGUUUUUAUGUAGGACAUGAUUCUUAUUAUUUUGGACUAUCAAGAUUUGAAUGGUUGGCAGCAGUCUUCAAAGUAUAAAAUAUGCCAACUAUUAGAAAUGUGUUGAUAUAUUGAUGAUGGAGAUUAAUGUUAAUCUUUAUAUUGACAAAUAUAUUGUUUCUUAUGUGUAAUUGUAUAUGUUAUAAUGCCUUUGAUAAUAAGCUUAAUGGAGUUAGACCAGGGUUAAAGGGAGAUAAGUUGUUAGUCAUUAUUUUAUUUAGAAAAUGUGGUUACAUAAGUGAUUUUAAUAUAUUUAUGUGACAAAUUUUCAAAAUAAUCUGUAACCUAAAAGAAGAAUAUAAAAAUUACUUUUUACACUAGUGAUUUUUCAAGUUGUUUCUUUAGACUAGGUCUAGCUCCUGAAACAAUGUAAAGAAUAAUUAUUUUUGUAGCAGAGGUAGUUAAAUAUUUUUCCUUAAACAUAUUGUAGAAAUGUUGUAGUGGUAGCUAGAUUAACAUUUAAUUCUGUAUAUUCAUAGUGCAUAUUUACUGGCUUGAUUUAAAUAUGAGGGUCCAAAAAUAGACUGAAGUUAUUUUAUGGGCUACUUUGUCAACCAUAAAUAUUAAUUUGUUAAAUUUAGAAAAAAACAUUUGUAACAGAAAAUGCCCAGAUCAAUUUGAAAUCUGUUUUUGGAUUCUCCAUUUAUUAAGAUAGAAACUAUAUAUAGUAGUAAAUUGCACUUGUGUUAUUUUGGGUUCAGAUUUAAAUCUAUUUAUAUGCUGCACGUUUUUUUUUAUUAUUAAAAUGUAUCAAAGUUUUUGAGUAUACAAAUGACUAUUGUUAUAUAUAUGAUAACAUGUGUGUGAUUUUAUUCAGUCAUUAUUUACUAUUUUAAAAGGAAAAUUGGCUUUUUUGAAAAAAGAUGUUUUUUUUAUUAAAACAGGUAUAUUGUACUUUCUUAUAAAUUAUCAAUAUAUGUAGAGUACUUCUUUCUAAAGUGUUGAUUUUAAUGACAAUUAAGUGAAAUGGUAUGAGAAAUGACACCAUGAACAUUGUCAUUGGUGCCAGGUUACUGUACUUCUAUACAGAACAAUUUUUGAAAAUAAGCUGCAUUAUCUUUCUUUGUGCUUAAAGAAAUAUGAAUAUAUAUUUUUGCAUACAGAAUUAUUUUUGAAUACUGAUCAUUUGAAAUAUAGUUGACGUUUAAAGAAAAUGUAUAUGAUAUAUAAUGAUAUAUUUGCUUAAAGCAUUAUAAUAGCAAUCAUAUAAAUUAUUUGAUGACUUCAUAAGUGCUAAUAAAAUAACCAUUUACAGACUUUUUCUUUUUGUCAAGAUACCUCAGCUUAAUUGACAAUCUUUAAAACAAUUAUCUUAUUUUAAUGUUACACCUUCUAUUAUUGUACAUUAAAAGAUGCAAACAAGUGCUACACAGUAUCCCUCUAGUCCAUAUAAAGUCCUGAAUAAAUGCUAAAAGUUAAAUUAAGCAAAGUGCUCUUUUUGUUUUCUAAUGUUUAAAGUAAAAAAGUGUCUUGUUGAUCUCAAAGGAACAGUCUUACAUAGGCAGAUUUGAAAACAUGAAUAAAUUAACUUACAGCUUUGGGAUGCACAGUACAUGUAUAAUCAUAUCUAAAAAGCCAGAAAAAUAACCAUAAUUAUAAACGCUCUGGACUAUAGUCUCACCAGAACAGAUAUAUGCUGCGAAUAUAGCAAUGCAAUUUAUUAUACUAAAUAUUAGAACAAUUAAUGGAUAGGUUAUUAUGUGUACAGAUUAUUAUGUAGUUUGUUAUAUGUAACGAAAGUUUAAAAUAUUUAAUACCUAUCACCAUGUUAUUAAUAAUGAGAGUUUAUAUACAUGGGUCCUGCAAUAGUAAACUAAUAAUCUACCUUAGAGCUGCGAUAUAUUCUGUAUGCCUUGCAGGUCUAUUUUUGGGGUGGUACUAGUUAUACUUUAAGAUAUAUAUAUAUAUACAUUGGAACUGAUACUGAAGUAUGUUUAUGCAUGUAUCUCCUCUACCAAGUCUUGAUGAAUCUGUUCUUUAAGCAUAUGUUUAUUUUAUGAACUAUUAAAGAUGAAUAUUUUUAUGUUUAAAUUGAAAAGUCUUCGUAAUGCAGAUAAUGGGCAUUGGAAAAGAUUAUUUAAAAUUAUUAAUCAAGAUGGCAUAAUUGUUUCUUUAAACUUUAUUUUCUUAAUUGAUCAUUACAUUUAAGAAAAAAAAAGAGUUUAGAUAGCAAUACCUUAAACUUCACCAUGUAUUCAUAUCUAAAAGAUAAAAAAGUAAAUAUAAGUGUGUGUUUUCAAAUGCAAAAGUUGCUUAUCUUGAUAUUGUUUUAUCUUCAAAGAAACAGUUAAGUUUUAUUUUUUAUUUGAUCUAAUUUACUUGAUUUAUGAAAUUCUUACACAAUUCCAAUAUAGUAAUGUAAUAAUGGUUUACACUGAAAAUAAUUGUGUGGAGUUUGGGGAAAAAAUUAUCACUUAGUAAAUUAAAAGAUUUUCAUAAUUUGAUCAAAAAGUGUUAAGUUUACUUCCUUAAUGACUACACAUUGUCUCUUUAAUGUGCUAUGAAACAUAAAGGUCCAGUCAGAAAGUGUCAAUUAAUAUGUGGAUUUUAACAACUACUGGAUUAAGCCUGUAUACUGUUGCUUUUGUCAAAUAAUUCAUUGUUUUGAUGUUGGGUUUGUUAUUAUUGUAAUAACUUGGGUGUAAGCUUUAGGCAAAUGCAGUAUACUUAAUGUGAUUGCUCAAGUAAAAAUUAAACACUACAAUAUUAGGAAAGGAGUAUCAUGAUCUCUGCCUCCACAAUGUACCGAUUGUUGAAUUAUAAAACUUAAAUCCAGCUUUCAUUUGUUUUCAAUGUAAAAGGACGUGAAGUAUUUGAAGUUUUCUAGUUUGCAAUUGAUAUAUAUAUAUUGUGUAUAUUGUAUGAAGGAUGAGUUGCUUUUCAUCAAAAAGUGUUGGUAAUAGCAAUGUUUAUUACUGAUUAUUCUGCAAGGGUUUGGUAAAUUUACAGUGAAAUGUUGGCAAUUGAAUGGGGCUAAACAUAAGAUGCAUGCAAGGGUUUCCUGUCAAAUUGAUCUUUAAUGAAUAAACCUAAAAAUAAUUCAUGAAUUAUUUGCAAUAUAGAUAAAUAAUAAGUUCUCACUUAAAUUAAUGGUUUCAGUUGGGUUCAAUAACAUCAGAAAACAUAAUUUUAAUCAAAGUGCUUGAGCUUUCACAAUUAAGUAUAUAUAAGAGUGUAGAAAUAAUUCUGGAUUAUAAUAAUUUUAUAAUGAUAAUAUGGACUUCGUACCCCUAAUCAAAUAUAAAAUAUAGCUAUAUUUAAAUAAUACUGAUAUUUACAUGUGUAUAAUUAAUGUAUGUAUAGAUGGAUGUAAUUUUACCAUAGUUCUUGCUUGUUAUAUUGUUGUACUAAUGUUAAAAGCUUAUUUUGAGUGUUGCCUAUUUAUUUUACCAUCGAAUAAUGGUAAUGGUGUUAUUUUUUCCUUUUUGUACAUUUGAUAUUGUGAUACAAAAAGUUGCAUGCAAUUUAUUACUUCAGAUUCUGGUGUGGCGGCCAUUUUCCUUCAGCUACUGCUAAUUGUAUAUCAUGUUUAAUGACAAUGGACCUUUAGUAAUUGUUACUUUUUGUCUGCACAAUUCAUAAAAUAUUGAUGUUUUUUUAUCUGCAUCUGAAAUGAUGUAAGAUCAAAGAUCAUGGAAAGUUUUAUAUCACUCUUAGUUUGUUGUGAUUGUAACACAUUUACUAACCCCAAAACAUUGUCAUUUAUAAUCCCAAGGUCACUGAGGUUAUAAAUCUAAAGGCUAAUUCACACAUUAAGAUACUGGAAACAUGUUUUGAAAUUUUAUUUCCAUCAGAGACUUAAUAGGUUAACAAAUUAAAGCUGCACAAUAAAUUAAAAGCUUGCAGUAUAUUCAAGUGCCUUUAAGAUGAUAUUUCAGUGACCGUAUUUCCAUGAAUCAUUCACGAUUUGGUUGAUAUAUAAACCUGAAGUGUCCAUAACAUGAAAUAUAGUUAGCAGUGGUUGUAGAGAAAAUGUCCUGACUGUUACACUAAAGUUUUAGACUUCAAGCUAUAUAUAGUAUUUAUAUUCCUUGCUUUGUAUUCACUAGUGAUUAAAUGUAGUUAGCACAGAAACAUUGUCUUUGUUUUCUAUUACAGAAUAAAGUUGACAAUUGA